Messenger RNA from Hevea brasiliensis (rubber tree), 1700 nucleotides. RefSeq lists its product as uncharacterized. Lineage: Eukaryota; Viridiplantae; Streptophyta; Magnoliopsida; Malpighiales; Euphorbiaceae. The coding region runs from base 322 to 1329 and encodes 335 amino acids. Gene Ontology annotation, molecular function: phosphatidylinositol transfer activity. The transcript is spliced from 7 exons. The record is from RefSeq and is a predicted model, not a curated record.
AUCUAAGGUUUUUUUUUAUAACAAUUUUCAAUAAUAAUGGAGAUGGACUGAACUUGCCACGGCUACACGUGUGCGUUGGCUAAUCUUGGAGAGCACAGUCACAGCGGCCGGUCAAAACGCCAGCCAGCCUCCCCUCUUGAUACUGACAGCCGAUUCCAGGAGCACUCGGCUAUUUUUCAUUUUAUGGAUAGAACUACCAGAAGAGGCACCACAUCUCCUUCUGUUUGGAAAAUAUUUUGUUCGUCCCAGAUACCUCCUUUGGAAUGACCCCAUCUUGUUGAAGGAUAAAAGCUUGCAUCACUUGCUUUAAAAUUUGCAAAGAUGUCCAAAAAGCUGCGAGGAAUUGGAGCAGAGAAAUCUUUGUCACUUGAGGAGCAGCUAGCUAAGAUCAAUGAUAUUAGGAAGAUGAUAGGUCCUAUUGCUGACAAGCUUCCAGCAAUUUGUUCUGAUGCAUCACUAUCAAGGUAUCUCAGAGCAAGAAAUUGGAAUACAAAGAAGGCAGCCAAAAUGUUGAAAGAAACGUUGAAGUGGAGGUUGGAAUUCAAGCCUGAGAAGAUCCGAUGGGAAGAUGUUACUCAUGAAGCUCAAACUGGAAAAGUCUACAAAGCUAAUUAUUCUGACAAGAAGGGAAGGACUGUUCUUGUCAUGAGACCUGGUUUUCAGAAUACAACUGCAUUAGGAGGACAGAUCAAGCACUUGGUUUAUUGUAUGGAAAAUGCCAUAAUGACUAUGAAUCCAGAUCAAGAGCAAAUGGUGUGGUUAAUUGAUUUUCAACGGUGGACAAUGGGUAGCAUAUCAGUGAAGGCAGCUCGGGAAACAGCUAAAAUAUUGCAGAAUCAUUAUCCUGAGCGACUGGGCCUUGCAAUCCUCUACAAUCCCCCCAAAGUCUUUGAGUCCUUCUGGACGAUGGUGAAACCAUUCAUUGAGCCCAAGACAUACAAGAAAGUGAAGUUCAUCUAUUCUAAUGACCUAGAGAGCCAAAAGACAAUGGAAGAGUUAUUUGAUAUGGAUAAACUGGAUUCUGAAUUUGGGGGAAAAAGCUCAGCUGGUUUUGAUUACGAAGCUUAUGGGCAAAGGAUGAGGGAGGAAGAGAAGAAAGUUUCUGAUUCAAAUAUCUCUGGACCUUCAUCACCAGUGCUUUCUGUCACAAUGGAAUCACAGCAGUCAGGAUCAUUGGCUGCAGCUGGUAGGGCUUCUGAUGAGGAUGACUCUUCCUCUGUUGAUGAAGCUACUUCAAACUUGGAGGGUCUUGAUGAAGAAACACAAGAUCAGCCUUCUAAUUGCGAAAAUGUUGCAAAUGAUGAUGCAGCAGAAGUGGUGAAAGAGUAGAAAUAAAUUAUUUGCUGAGCAUGAUACUUCCAAUCCAGACAUUGUUGAUAAGCACAAGGCUCGCGACUUCACCUGAAAAGAUUUUGCAAAAUGUGAACUUGAAGCAGAAAGAGAUGCAAAACUCAGUUGAGUUGGCAGAAGAUGUAAUGAUGAGUCCUGGUAAUUUUGUUAUUCUUUCCAAUUCCUGAAGAUGCAUAGUUGCACCUUAUGCUUAUAAUAGCUUGAACAUGAAUAUUUGACUGAACAGUUGAUUUCUUGUGAAAAAAAAAAUUACUGUUAGCCAACUGCUUCAGUCGAGUGGCAGAAAUCUUCAACAUACAGGUGUCAGCCUCGAAAUGUUAUCCAUGGAUUUCUUUUAAAUGUUUCUUUCA